This is a messenger RNA of Spea bombifrons (plains spadefoot toad), 1514 nucleotides long. RefSeq names its product gastrula zinc finger protein XlCGF52.1-like. Gene Ontology annotation, molecular function: RNA polymerase II cis-regulatory region sequence-specific DNA binding; DNA-binding transcription factor activity, RNA polymerase II-specific. The coding region runs from base 127 to 1395 and encodes 422 amino acids. Gene Ontology annotation, biological process: central nervous system development; regulation of transcription by RNA polymerase II. The transcript has 5 exons. The record is from RefSeq and is a predicted model, not a curated record. Gene Ontology annotation, cellular component: nucleus. Lineage: Eukaryota; Metazoa; Chordata; Amphibia; Anura; Pelobatidae.
CACGCCCCUUGUGUGUGUCUUUUCUGGUUAUGGCUGCUGCUAGAUACCUGCUGAUCUGCUGAUGUUAUCAUUAUCAGUCCCUAUAGAGGCUCCGAGAAUAAAGAGGGCUUUGGAUUCCAGGAGAAAAUGGAAUGCUUAGAAAAGGAAUCCAAAAAGCUUUGUGGGCAUCCAGCGAUGGAAGAUUCCCAGUCCCCAAUAUCUCCAGAUUACGCAACUAGGAGGUCGGAAAUUGUGAUUAAGAUCAAACAAGAAGAUGGUUCCUAUGAGACUGAAGAUCUGCAGAAUGAGGAGAGUAAAAAUACUCCAGAGGACAGCUCAGGAUUUGCUUCUGUGAAGCCUGAAAUAAUUAUUAAAAUGGAACCAGGAGAUGAAGAAUAUAUAGGAUGCGGCCAGCAGUCAGAAGAGAGAAAUCGCACCCCAGGGACCAGUCCUGAUCGAUCUGUGAGCAGUGGAACUCUUGAAGGGUCUCAUUCUUCCGCUUCGUCCCAAGACUCCAUGAGCGUGAUGCAGAAUUACAGUGGCACAGAAAGGCUGCAUUACUGCUGUAGGUGCGGGAAAGGUCUUCCUUGUAACGCAGAUCUUACGGAACAUUUGAAAACGCACACGGGAGAAAGACCAUUUCCAUGCUCCGAAUGCGGCAAACGUUUUUAUAAAAGGUCCAAUCUGGAACAGCAUCAGAAGAUCCACACUGGCGAUAAACCAUUUGAGUGUUCACAGUGCAGUAAAUGUUUUAUCAGUAAUGCCCAUCUUGUUAGACAUCAGGUAACCCACAAUGAAAAGACUCCGUUUAUCUGCUCAGAAUGUGGGAAAACCUUCUCAAGGAAUUCUACUCUACUUCAGCAUCGGAGAGUUCACGAAGUCAAGAAACCUUUUCCCUGUGCUGUCUGCGGCAAAGAAUUCACUCAAAAGUCAGACCUUGUGAAGCACACAAGAAUUCACACGGGAGAGAAACCGUUUGGCUGUGGGGAAUGUGGGAAAUGUUUUAAUCUCCGGUCUAGUCUCGUAAAACACGAGCGGACUCACACCGGGGAGAAACCGUUCGCGUGUCCCGAGUGCUGGAAGCGAUUCAGUCAGAACUCACAUCUGGCCAAACAUCAAAAACUUCACAGAGGAGAGAAGCCGUUUGCCUGUCCCCAGUGUGGGAUACGGUUCAUGAGUAACUCCGAGCUGGCAAGACACACGGUGAUCCAUACAGGAAGCAAACCCUUUUCCUGCUCGGAUUGUGGGAAAUGCUUCAGCUGGAAGUCAUCCCUUGUGGAGCAUCUGAGAAUCCAUACAGGGGAGAAGCCGUUUGGGUGCUCUGAAUGCGGGACGCGCUUUAAGAAGAGGUCGGCCCUUGUUAAACAUCAGAAAACCCAUGCAGUCGAGAAACCGUUUGAUUGCCCUUCAAAUUGAGACUUAAGACUUAAUAUUAGACUUUGAAUAUCUGCAUACAUGUUGUGUUAACAUGGUGCAGCCAUGCAGGGUAUGAUGGUUCUGUAUAAAUCUAAUAAUAACAUAAUUUUGAAACGCUC